UUUCCGACAAUAUAAAUCUUUACAUCUAACAUUUCUUUCUCUUAUGAUCUAUUCAGCUGUUCACAUCUCUUUAACAAGUUCCUCUGCUGCUGGAGUGUCAUGGAAAGAGGGACCACGUUCCAUUUAACAGCUUAUAGACAGUCUGUUUGAAGCAUCUAGACCCAAGAGAAGAAUGAAUAUGAAUGAGAAGGAGGGAGGAGUAUCGGAGGGGGGGCUAAAUGUCACCCUCACCAUCCGCCUACUAAUGCAUGGAAAGGAAGUUGGAAGUAUCAUUGGAAAGAAAGGAGAGACUGUCAAAAAAAUGAGAGAGGAGAGUGGAGCUCGGAUUAAUAUAUCUGACGGUUCCAGUCCAGAGCGCAUUGUCACCAUCACUGGACCGUCUGAGGUCAUCUUCAAAGCCUUUGCCAUGAUUGCAGAGAAGUUUGAGGAGGAUAUCCUGGCAUCCAUGAUAAACAGCACCGUGACAAGCAGGCCUCCCGUGACACUGCGCCUCGUCUUCCCUGCCAGUCAGUGCGGUUCACUCAUUGGCAAAGGAGGCUCAAAGAUCAAAGAGAUCAGAGAGAGCACAGGUGCCCAGGUCCAGGUCGCAGGAGACCUACUGCCUGACUCGACUGAGAGAGCCGUGACCAUCUCAGGAACCCCCCACGCCAUCACACAGUGUGUGAAACACAUCUGCACCAUCAUGCUGGAGUCGCCACCUAAAGGAGCCACCAUCCCAUACCGACCUAAACCCUCCGUAGGUGGCAGCCACACAGUGCUGUCGCAAACACAUGCUGCGCCGGCAUUUGCUAUUCCAGGACAGUUUGCCAUUCCACCCCAAGACUUGACCAAGCUUCACCAGUUGGCUAUGCAGCAUAUUCCCUUUACCUCCCUUGGGCAGAGCAACCCCACCUUCCCUGGUCUGGAGGCUUCCUUUGCCACCACUUCUCAUGAGCUGAGCAUACCUAACGAUCUCAUAGGCUGCAUCAUUGGCAGACAGGGCAGUAAGAUCAAUGAGAUUCGCCAGAUGUCUGGUGCCCAGAUCAAAAUUGCCGGAGCCACAGACGGUUCGGCAGUGCGCCACGUCACCAUCACAGGCUCCCCAGCCAACAUCAGCGUGGCUCAGUACCUCAUCAGUGCAAGUUUAGAGAUGGCUAAACUGAGCAUCCAGGCUGCAUCGUCCUCCUCUUCCAGCACACCUAUCGACCUCAGCCUGGGCUUCCCCCAGUCCAGCUCCUCCGCCUCCACACCCUCUACCAUGGCCAUGCUGGCUGCUCCCUCCUCUAUUAAUGUCCACUCCCCCUCGUCCAUCUCCUCCCUCCCCAGUGCCCACUAUGCAUUGCCUGUUUCCAGCCUGUUUGGCAUGAAAAGCGUCCCCCUGCUGGCAGUGCACGCGGCCGCCUCCGCAGGCCUCCCAGCCGGCCUCACACCCUACACCACAAAGAUCCCCACCUCAUCCAGCAUCAAAAAAUCUGAGCGGCAGAAGUUUGCCCCAUACUGAGCGGCCAUGGUCUAUUAUCUCACCAGUUAUGUUGUAUCUGUUUGUUAUUCGUUCAGUAAUAUUAAGUAGAUUGAGAGUGUCUCUCACUGCCCCCUCUCUUUUUUUUUACAUUUUCAACUCUCUUUAGUCUGUAAUGUUGAUGUUUGAGCAAAAGGUCUGCAAAGUUACAAAGUCCCUCCGAAAGGAGUUAUUCUCCAUAUCAGUGCACAACUGUUUUUGAACUCCCUGAAAAGCCUCGAUUGUAGUUUUGAACGUUCUUCCAGGAACAGACACAUCUCAAUGUUCCUCAUUUAAAUAAUCCCCACCCAAGCCACAGGCCGGGUUGAGUUGCGUUAGUAGUGUGUUGAAACUCGCGGUUAUGGUAAGGGGCGUGACAUUUCCUGAAACACACUCAAAGUGGUUGACCAAUCGCAACACACGGGUCCAGUCAACCAAUCAGAGCACAUGGUGCUUUUCAGAAGGAGGGGCUUCAUAGAGACAGGAACUAAACAGAGCGUUACUGACAGACUGGGAAAUAAGGUGCUGCAACAAUGUGAAAUAUUUGAAAAAUAAUGACUUUUUUGAACAUUCAAGCAUGAAAACAGAAUCUAGUAGACCCCAAAAACAAAAUCAAGACUUUGUAAAAGGGCAUAAUAUAGCCUCUUAAAUGUCUCUGUGCAAUAUUUCACAAACUAGGAAUGGCGAGUGCAUGACAAGAUUAAUCGCUCCUUAUAUUGUCUUCCAUUUUGUUUGCCGUUUCAUUCAGAAUUUUUUUAGAUAUCCAUCUCGCUCCAUUUAAUUUAUCUGACACUGCUCCUGCUCUUUUUUUUUUCUUUUUCUUUUUUUAAGAAAAGCCUAAGCCAACAGGAACUUGAUUUAUUGGUACUAUGCAGCUCACGGUGUUGAGCAUGUUUUUCUUAGAUAAAUAUAUCUUAAAGCGAUCUUAAAUGUGCUGAUUAGAAUGGCUGUCAUCAUUGUUAUUGUAUCACAAUAUACAAAGUAAUUUAAAAGAGGGUGUGAUGCUCUGCCUCAUACUGAUGAUGUUAUUCUGACUUUAACCUACUAUAACAUUGUCAGAACAUACAUCAAUUUAGUUUUUUGUAAAACCCCUUUUUAUUAACACUGCAGAGAAAAUGACAGUAAAACAAAGGCACAGCAGGGCGUCAGAGGGGGGACAAUCCUGGGCCCUGUGAUGACGUCCUUUUAAUACCAUGGACCCCCUGAUAUGAUUGAAUUAAUAUAUUUAGCAGCUCUAUAUUUUAAUGUAUUAAAACCUAUUUAUACUGUGUGGGAAAAAAUGUGAUAUAUUGUUUUCAAAAUUAAAUAAUUGGUUUUUAUAUUGCCACUGUAUUAACGACAAAACAAAAUAUUUAAAAUAAUAUCUGGAAAAUAUUCACAUGGAAAAGUUUCACAGCGAAUAACUACUUUAGAUGUGUAAACAUGAGGAACAAUUUCAUUUAAGUUACUGAUAGUGAUUUAUUUUCACAAUGAAUAUUGUUGCAAAGCAGUUUUAUAAGUAUAAUAAGGGCCAUUAAAAAUAUUUAACAUCUUAAUUAUAACAUGUACACGUUGACAGUAACUGUUCAAACAUUUGGGGUCAGUAUGCUUUUUUUUAUUCAUCAAUGAUGCAUUAAAUUGAUCAAAAAUGACACUAAAGACUUUAUAAUAUUACAAAAGAUUUCCAUUUUAAAUAAAUGCUGUCAUCAAAGAAUCCUGAUUAAAAAAGUGUAAAGGUUUCCACAAAAGUAUUAAGCAGCACAACUGUUAUCAACACUAAUAAGC
Messenger RNA from Rhinichthys klamathensis goyatoka, 3241 nucleotides. RefSeq lists its product as uncharacterized. Bases 173 to 1480 code for a protein of 435 amino acids. Gene Ontology annotation, cellular component: nucleus; cytoplasm. The transcript is spliced from 13 exons. Lineage: Eukaryota; Metazoa; Chordata; Actinopteri; Cypriniformes; Leuciscidae. Gene Ontology annotation, molecular function: mRNA binding. The record is from RefSeq and is a predicted model, not a curated record. Gene Ontology annotation, biological process: negative regulation of mRNA splicing, via spliceosome.